UAAAGAUGAGAAACCAUGGCUUUAGUGUCUGCUGUUGAAAGUGUGCUCAUGGACCUUUUAGAUGAUAUUUUUGCUGGUGGUGCUUCAAAGACUGUCAAGGCUGGUGGCAAGUUUCAACCCAAGGCCAAGCCCCGCCCGUUGAAGAAAGGUCCAGCUGUUGCAUCCUCUUCUUUGACGUCAAAACCCACUGGUGAUACUGUAGCAACUGAUUCCUCUUCAGCUCUUAAGAGUGGAAAGAAUUCUCAAAAUUGCGAUGAACAAAGCUCUGUGUUGGCAGAACCUUCCUUGGUGCAUCCUCUUGCUGCAGAUACUUUGGUUCCAUCAGUUGGUUCUAGUCUAGAUGCAAGUAUGGUAAUAACUGAUACCAAUGAAAAUUGGAAAUCUUGCUUUGAGAAAUCUGAGGGAGAGAAUGCAGACAUAUAUAUAGGUUUGGAUUCAUUUGAUGAUUUACUUCCUCACUCAAGCGGCAUAGAUCCAUCUGCUGCUCAUGCUGCUGGUGCAGAGAAGCGACAAGAACAGCUUUUAAUUCCAGUUUCUUCAGUUGAUGGUUCAGCUCAUAGUGCUUCCAAUCUUCAAUCUGAUGAAGUUGCAGCAGGCCAAGAUCCAUUAACAUUCCAAGCAAGUGUUCUUUCUGUUAGUGGAAGUUGUCAGAUGGAAAUGGACACCUACUCUUCCUUGGAAGCUGAUAUCCUUGGGGUCACUACUAUAUCUGAGUAGAAGAUUCCAACCCAAGCCCAAGUUACAAGUAUACAGAGAGAGAUAUGAUACAAUCAUUCCUGAUUUAGAUGUAGGAGAGUCUGUGUCAUGUCUGCCAGAUUCACACUCCGUUCAUUCUGAAAUGGAUUUUGUGGAUAAUGGGAAGGAACAUGGAUUACCUGCUGCUGAUGUCCUUGACUUCUCAGUCAGAGGAUUUGAUAAUAAUA
Molecule: messenger RNA, 923 nt
Organism: Solanum verrucosum
Lineage: Eukaryota; Viridiplantae; Streptophyta; Magnoliopsida; Solanales; Solanaceae
Exons: 8
Coding region: 16-717 (233 amino acids)
Source: RefSeq, a predicted model, not a curated record